AUGCUGAAUGCGCCACGUGUAAAGAAACGCUUCAUGUUGAUCUUCCUUCCCUUGUUGGCCAUCUAUAUUUUGGUCAUGAUUAAUGUCUGGAAGAACCAAGACCCUUUCUGCCCAGUAAUUAUGGUGCACCAACGUUUUAACACUUCCACUAAAGUACGACGUCAUCGACUUACAGAUGGCGUAGUUGAAGCACCAGUGACACUUUUCAUGCGGAUGACUGGAUUGCACAUAAAGCGAUUUUACUGUGACUUUUUGAGGACAGCUGUCUUGUUUUGGCCUGCUUCGUAUGGAAAACUCGUCCUGGUUUUCGAUCAGGAAUCGUCCUUGGAUCACAAACUAGCUAAAAUCUUGGAGAGACAGUUUGAUCAAUUCUUCCCAUAUCGUAAACUUGAAAUACUUUACGAGCCUCUUCCGAUGAACUAUAAAACGCUGUUGAAGCUUCCUUGGCCGAAACGUGACACUGGCUACAAUCGUCAAAUUUGGAGCAGCUUUUUUAAUGAUUUAUACACGAACGACACAGUCAUUGCAUGGGUGGAUUCUGACACUGCAUUUUCUACUUCAGUGACGCGAAAUUCCAUGUACAACGGUACGCGAUUGAGAGUAAUAGGAACUGAUUGCACGCUGUUACAUACAUACUUUGCUAGACGUUGCGCGCAAAGCGUGGAGGUCUCCAUUGGGCUACCGGCUGUGGCCGACUUCAUGCUGCAUUUCCCUAUAUACAUAUAUCGCGAUACGUAUGCUAACUGUAGGGAAUACUUAAUACGAAGAUAUAAAGCGCGCAACUUUGAGGAAGUUUACAGGAAUAUCAGUGCUUACGACUUAAUUUGCCCCGUUACGACAAUACUCAACUACGCAUGGCACUUCGAGAGAAACCGCUACGACUGGAGUCUCAAGAUUUGCACCGCACCUCUCGAUGAAUACAACAAACGCUUUCAACCCAACGCAACUAUCAGGCCUUAUGAUAUACAACCUGUCAUGGCAGCCCCUCAAUCAAGCGUUCAUACUGGUGAUCCUGGGUCGGCGUUUGAUUCGGCUCAGUUAAUUCUAGCCAGUUAUUGUUUGUCGCACAAAGCGGCGGGACACCAUCUGGCAUUCUGUACCGGCAAGCGCGACCUUCCACUAAGCAAUAAUCUUAUUCUUUUCAAAUAUGCAAGAGCGCCGUUGCCGUGCAAUGGAGAUUUGACAUGUAAGUGCCUGGAAGUUUUGCAGCGUCACCAUAAUCUAGUGGGCUCUGAGAUUUUUGAAAACAAACGCAGGAUGGAAUGGAGCGACGUGGAAAUUGUUCAAAAACUUGUGAAGGAAAUAGGUGCUACGUGUCCUGUUAUUGGUAACGGGAGGCCAGGGGGGGAAAUCCCUAUUGUAUAA
This is a messenger RNA of Paramuricea clavata, 1365 nucleotides long. NCBI's taxonomy places the organism in Eukaryota, Metazoa, Cnidaria, Anthozoa, Malacalcyonacea, Plexauridae. The record is from the annotation of a GenBank genome assembly.